This is a messenger RNA of Pomacea canaliculata, 3869 nucleotides long. RefSeq names its product protein FAM81A-like. The transcript has 7 exons. Bases 205 to 1407 code for a protein of 400 amino acids. NCBI's taxonomy places the organism in Eukaryota, Metazoa, Mollusca, Gastropoda, Architaenioglossa, Ampullariidae. The record is from RefSeq and is a predicted model, not a curated record.
AAAAAUACUUAUUACGAGGUAGCAAACGAUAAUGAACAACAAAAUCGAAACGGACACUGCUGGUUAUGUCACAGCCAUAUCACAGUCACAGAUGUUCGCACUACUAACUUCUCCUCAAAGCUGGAGCGAAAGCAGUGGAGCAAAUCAUUGAAGCAUCACACAUCUCAGAAUAUCUCUUAAAGAUUCCACACCUGGCCGUGAACAAUGAGUAUGGUUCGACGAACACAAGGUCAAGGGUACACACUGCGGGCCCCUUAUGAUACCACCCAUGACUAUAACGCUAUUUCUGUUGGAAGCCCCAGACAACUGCCACCAUUAUCACAGCGGCAGGAAAUGGUGCAGGAAUUGGUGCCAGUGGUGCAGUCGGAUAUUCCACAUCGAAUCGAUAAUUUGGAAGAACGACUUUCAUUGCAGGAACGCAACACUCAGUCAUUGAUCGAUAAAGCAUUUAAGAUCAAGGAAGACGUCGUUGAAAGUUUGAACUUUACACAUGGAACAUGGAGUGAAGAAAAGCAGGCUCGAGCUCUUCUCCAGGAGCAUAUCCGUACCAUAACAAAUGUUGUCAACCAGUUAAACAGCAACAUCAUAGCAAUUGAGGAGUCUAUCAAGUCUCGGGAUAAUGCCCAUGUUAGUACUAACUCUGCAGUAAAAAACCUGGAAGUGCAUCAUGUGGCAACACUCACAGACCUUCGUGGACGUAUUGUUCGAUGUGAUGCUGCUAUUGCUAAAAUUGGUACAGACAUGCGUUUAUGUUUUGACUCAAUUCGACAAUUAAAUCAACAGCAGCAAGAGGUAUCCAAUCGCAUCAUGGAUCGUAUACAUGGCUUGGAACAACAAUUGAUAGCAAUCAACAAUCAAGUGGAGCGUGCGUCAGGUGAAAGCCGCAUGAAACUUCAGCAUCUAGAGGGUGACACAAACACACAAAUGAGCAUGAUUGAUGCUAAGACUCGACAGCUAGUGGACGAAAUGAAGGCAACAAUGACUUCGGUGCAGGGUUCAAUAGAUGCUGAGCGUGAACGUAUGGAGCAGCGCCUUUUGGCUGCCAUAGAAAAAAGUUCUGCUAGCAAAGAUUUACUUAUUGAAAGACUGGAAAAAAGAUUGGAGGAGACGCAGUACAAUCUUGAGGCUCGAACCAUUAGACUGGAAGAGAUAAUGGCAGACAAUCAAAACCACCUCACCAAUGUGCAGCACCACAUUGAAUCCAAGCUGUUAGCAGCAAUGGAUACCAACAUCCGAAAGAAUGCAGAUGAACUUGUCCGACUGAAGAGGGAGUGUCGUGAGGGAUUUGCCACAGUGCAUGAAAGCAUUAGUAAUGUGAAGACUGUCAUGGAGGGAAAACGCAAAUUGUUGGAAGACCAGCUGCGGAAAGAAAUUGGGCAAAUUCGGAAAAUGAUUGUUCUGGUCUGAGUCAUCCACUGCCUAAACCUUAUUUGCCACUUCUGCUGCCAAAAACAAGAUUGCAACAUGCUGUUCAUGUGGCUUAAUCUUUCACUUUACAAAUUUCAGUAUACAAAUAUUCCACAAGUACUCGAUCAGUUCAAGAAAAGAGAUUACGCGAGUAAUUUCAAUGUCAUCUAUUUUUUAAGCCAGUUUAAAUGAUUUACUUAAUAGCCUUCAAUAAUGUUUGUACCUAAUGCUCAUAAUAUGUAAAGUAGAAUUAGAAUAGAGAUGUCAGUACUUAAAAUGACAUCUCAGCAUUCAACAUUCUGGCAUUAAAGCCAUCUUGAAAAUAAAACAGUUUAUCAACUAGUUUGUAUUUCUUUGAACUGGUUUUCUUAACUUUUGGGGGAGAAUAUACUUUUCCACGUAUAUAUAAAUGAAUAAAAAAAAUGAAAGUCUAUAUUUUUCCUUGCCAUAGUAACGGUAGCAGAUAAGACUACCAUGUUAUGUUUCCCUCCAACAUAUGCAUUAUAUCCAUAUAUUUAUUUGUAAAUGUUGCCCUGUUAUUUAAAAGGUCAAAUAUCUUAAAAGGCUAAAAUCUGCAAAAAGGGCUUCUGUAAAGAAGAAACAAAUCUAUGGAAGCCUUGUGUAUAUAAGUUUGUAGAGCAUAUCUACAGACAAAUGUUCUCAUGUUUCUUCCAUAGUUGUAAAUUUGCAUUUACAUCUUAAAAAUGUAUUAGCAGGCUAUAUUUAUUAUAUGGGCUAUAUUUAUUCUUUGAUGAAAAAUGUCUCACUCCAGUAAUACUUUCCUGGCAUUAAGUAACAUUCUGAUGUUCUCAGGAACUGUAAAAUUAUAGUGUCUGUAGAGAAUGUCAAAGCAGGCUGUAUUUUUUUACACAUUUUUAAAGUGAUAUUUUACAUCUGUGAUCAAAGUCUUCAUUUCUUUUUAAUGAACCUGUCUUUACUCCCAGUUAUAUCCAGAAAUUAUCAUAAUCAAUCAAUCCACCAUCCAUCAAUCAUCCAGCAUCGUCAUUAAAUUCAUCACCUUUUUUAAUAAACUACUCUGUCCACUAUUAAUAAACUAGUCUGAUGAUGACAUCUAUGAGAAUUUCAAGAUAUAGUUGGGUGGACAGACAGGUUUAUUAUUAUUGUCAUUAUGUGAUCAUGUUGUCAUAACCAAAUUCACAGAUCAAGCUAUUUGUAGUGAAUUUGAUUUCUACCUGCUAAACACAUUCUAUUGACAGUAUGAUAAUUUUAUUCCUUUAAUGGCAUAAUAAAUGUUGAAUUGGGCGGUCUCCUUGAACACAGUAGCAUCCUUAAAAACCUUCAAGAGGCAAAGCUUUCCUACUGUGUACAAAAAAAUCGCCUAAUCUUCCAAAUUACAUACAUAAAAAGUAAAUGUUGCAAUAUGCCUUCAGUUUCUUGAUGAAGAUGUUUCUGCUACGUGUACUGAAAUCUUAAGUUUUGAAAUUACACAAUUUAGCAUCAAAGAAGUGUGGAAUUGAUCAGAUUUACAUUGUUUAUUAUUCUAAGCACAAUGAUUUAUUACAGAGAAGAGGUAUACCAGAUAUUUUGCUGUUAUCAUUGUUGCCUUUUAAAUCAGUGUUUUCAUUAACUAUGGAGGUUUUGUUGUUAUGAUCAUCUGCCUCACUAAGUAUAGGCAGAAAUAAAUGCAAUGGUUCAAGAGCUUACAAAUGAGCAUAUAUAGGAGUGAAGACCUUGCACAAACACCACUAAAGCAUAAGCAUGAUAUAUAGAUGACAUUACAGAUCUUUUUACUAUGCACCGUGUUAUUUGACCUCUUAGGUACAUUUGUGUCUAUGUCUCUUGAAAUCAAUUUUGUAAAUGUAUAUGUAGACAUGCACAAAUUUUACAUGCAUUUUGUACUACUAUGUAUACAAUUAUUAUUGAUGAAUUAUUAGAGACUUAUUUAAUUCAAUAUAUGUGUACAUUAUGAAUAUUAUUCAGGAAAUAAAUAUAAUUUUCUAGUAGUACUGUAUUUAAACUGUCUGCAGUCUUAAAGUGAACGGUCAGAUUUUAACACAACUUGCAUUGUAGACCUACAGUGUAGAUAUAUUUAAAUUCCCUGAUCUCUAAAUGUCAUAACUUAUUAUGUCUUUUGAUGUAUAAUGAUUAGAUCAUUAUCAUAUAUUCUCUUAAAUAAACCAAACACCGCCAUAUUAAAUCAAGAAUGAAGAAACACGAAUUACCUAUGCAUUAAAGACAAAUGCAAAGAAUUCAGAUAUUUGUAAACUUUAACAAAAUGCGAACAUAUUUUCUCUCAUAAGUACAUAUUCACUGUGGACUUUGCAUGAUUCUAUAAAUAGUCACAAAGUGUAAGUCAUCUUUGGAGUUAUUGUUUUCAAAUGUUCUUUCUUCGCCUUUGUAUAUGUGUAGUACUUACAGGGAGUUGCAAGCGAUAUUAAUGUUGAUAAAGGAAUUUUUUAAAUGUAUAUUUCAUUCUAAUUUUAACAAUAAAAACAUCAUAU